Messenger RNA from Magallana angulata, 3400 nucleotides. Its product is annotated as E3 ubiquitin-protein ligase TRIM71-like. The coding region runs from base 78 to 1781 and encodes 567 amino acids. The record is from RefSeq and is a predicted model, not a curated record. The transcript has 2 exons. Gene Ontology annotation, biological process: positive regulation of DNA-templated transcription. Gene Ontology annotation, cellular component: chromatin; nucleoplasm. Lineage: Eukaryota; Metazoa; Mollusca; Bivalvia; Ostreida; Ostreidae. Gene Ontology annotation, molecular function: zinc ion binding; ubiquitin-protein transferase activity.
GUUCAAUUCUCUGUUGACAUUCCAUUUGCCCACCUGAAAUAUCACCUCGUGCAGCACUGUCAAUCAAAAGCUAUAGAAUGCCUUUUACUGAGUCCCAAAUACCCUUCACAGCACAGCACUAUUUGGAGUGUGGCAUUGAAGACUGUGAGAGGAACUGCCAGUUAUACUGCAAUGACUGUCACCAACCAAUGUGUGACCAAUGCAGGGAUGAACAUCAGAGAAGUCCAAAAACCAAGAACCAUGAGGUAGUGCUUUUCAUGCAACACAAACGACGACUUCCUGAGGAGAAAUGCAGGGAUCAUCCAACAAAGGAUAUUAACAUUUUCUGUGACAAAUGCAGUGUGCCUCUGUGCUCCAAAUGUUCCACAAUGUCAGCUCACAAGGGACAUUACUUUACCGACUUGGAGACAAUUUAUACAGAAAAAUCUGCAGCAUGUAGAGAGGAAAUCCCUAAAAUUCAAGAGCACUUCAUGCCAACUGCAAAGGAGUUGCAAAAGGAUAUUGAAAUAGAGGCAACAGAAAUUAAGAAGAUCAUGGAUGCCAUAAGAUCAUCCAUGAGGGAUGAAGCCAAGUCUCUCAAAUCAUUGGUGGACGAAGUGACAUCAUACAAUAUAGAACAAGUUAAUGAAAUGGAAAAAUCAUUAAGGGAGAUUCUUCAAAAUCAAGACAAAACCUACCAAGAUUACAUCUCUUAUCUUGAGGACCUUACCAAAAAGUUACAUGGAUACCUUAACUCUACCCAACUUCUAAAUAAUCCCAUCCUCUCUUCAAUUUCUGAACACCUUAAAACCCCACCCAUACCAGAGACAACCAAACCAGUCCUUCCAGAAUUUACUCCUGCUCAAUUCAGCAAGAAGGAUGUUGUGAAACUUCUUGGUAAAAUAACUGUCCCCAACACUAAACCAGAGAACAGAAAAAUAAAAUCCACGCUAACUGCUUUAACGCAUUCAAAACCCAUAUUGAAACAAAAGAAGCCAGACUCUCUGUCUUCGUCUGUCACCAAGGUCCGGGGGUACACAGUUCCAGGUGUUGAAGGUGUACAUCAUGUUUCAGUAGGUAAAUCGGACAGACUCUGGGUUAGUGAUGAUAAAGGUAACCUUAUCCAGUUAGAUCUACAGGGUAAUCAGCUACAGAAGAUACAAACUAAUGGUGGAUCUGCAGGCUACCACACAGUCACACAGGACGAGGAUCUGAUCUAUACAGACCAAAUCAAAAACAUUAUUAAUAGGAUAACUCCAGGCAAAACAAUCACUGAAUUCAUCGAAACAAAAAAGUGGAUGCCACUUUGCGUACACUCCUCCCACAUCAAUGGGGACAUACUGGUGGGCACGGUGUAUGGUAAUGAGGGUAAAGUCGUCAGGUACAGCAAGACCUGGAAAGAACUACAGAACAUACAGGGGGACAACGAGAGACAGGGACUGUAUAGGAUGCCAAAAUACAUCACAGAAAACAUUAACGGUGAUAUCUGUAUAUCAGAUUUACUCAAAGAAGCUUUGGUGGUAGUGAAUAAAUCAGGACAACACAGGUUCACGUACACAGGCCAGGGAUCAACGUUUUAUCCCAAGGGAGUGUGUACUGAUCUCCUGGGCCACAUCAUUGUGUGUGAUUAUAACAGUAACAACGUUGAUCUCCUGAAUCAGGACGGUCAGUUUUUGUGUCUACUACUUACAAAACAUCAAGGGGUGUGGUCCCCAUAUAGUGUGUGUGUGGAUGACGAGAACAAUCUUCUUGUUGGGGAUUAUCACACCAACAAAGUGACGGUGUACAAGUAUCUUCAGUGAUGAUACAAUGUUACAUGUUGGGGAUCAUCACACCAACAAAUUGACAAUGAACUUCUAUUUACAUGUAUGUAUUAGAAUGCUCUAGACUAAAUGACUUUAAAUACAUACAAAAUCUUAAGAUCUCAUGCAUGGUAUUCUUACACUUACUUAAACAAUAAAAUGCUUUCUUUGGUGAUUCUUGCAGGAUGUGAAGGUGGUCACAUUGCAGAAAAAAUGCAUAACCCGCUUUAACUGGAAUGAUCGCUACCAUCACAAUCCGCAUGAAUCGUCAAAGAAAACAUUUUUUGUUCAUAAUUAAAUUCAAUUGUUAAAAGUAAGUAAAAUUCAUUAAAUUACUCUUAUGUACAUCAGUAUGUUAGCUGAAAAAGAAACCAGCCAACUCGUCUCCUAUUGGAAUUUGAGUCUGACAGCAUCAUGAUUACUUUAUAAUAUUUCGUGCAGUAUGUGAUUUUUGUUCGAUCACUUUAUAUUAUGUUUUGACUGAUCAAUAAACGGGGCGUGUAGAUUUCAGUCUAGAUGUUUCGGUAGCGCUAUGAAUUAACACUAGUUUUCCGUAAGAAAUAGAGGGAGUUACACUCGGUAGAUGUAAAUACAUGUGUGUCAUAAUGGGCUUCCAGUGUUAUUUUUUUAUAAUGCAGAAAAAAAACUAAAAUAGAUCUAUAUGUGGUAGAGAUAACUGCUACUUGAUAUGUUGGUGUAGUAGCAGAAACAUAUUAUUUCUAUUGUCACAUCAUUUACCUAUUUAUUAUAAAUUAUUAAAAGGUCAAGAUCUAGUAAAUGAUUCCAGAGUGUGACAUUUUGGUGCUAGGACCAUUAUGACGUCAUAAUUGAUUUGAUGAAUCUUUUCCUUAUUUUAGGAAUAUAUGUGAAAAAUAAAACAAUAUUUUGACAUUCUAUAUUUAAUCACUGGAAAAGUAAUCCCAGUACUCAUAUUCAAUUUAACAUGAUUUUAAAAAGGAGGUCAAGAGCUUGUUUAAUGCCGUUUUUGGAGAGACUGAUUUGAUUUGAACAUAUUUUAUUAUGCAAAUAUACAUUUACAUAAAUGGAUUAGGCAGAAGAACUUACGACUUACGACUAAAUCAAUGAAUGCUAAUUAAUCCCUAACUAAUUAAUGUUUUAUUCUAAUGGCUGUAGAAUAUAAUUAUGGAAAAUAAAAUAGUUGUAAAUAAAUGGUUUUUGUUAAUUUUUUUUUAAUUAAAGACCAUUCUAUGAGACUGAAAAUAUUUACGACUUUGUCGUAAAUUCUUUUGUAAAACACAGUCCAGGCAAUGCCUAUGUAGGCCUUCUCCAUAAGUUUUUGGAGAGACUGUAAGCAUUCUAGAUAUAUUUCAUUAGUCAAAAAUGGACAAAACUCUGAGGUUUGUUAUUUUUAUCCUUCAUAUUUCAUAGAAAAUGGUUGUCUAAAACAUGAUUUUUCAUUAUGUUUACCGAAUAUUUAAGCCCCGGUACACCCUAUGAAACAAAGAUAUUGUAAUGAAGCAUCAUUAAAAGAAUUUUUAUCUUGAAUUUCAUAAACAUAUAGGCACCUUUCAUUUACUAGAUCUUGAUCUUAAUAAAAAUGAAUAAUUCCUUUCACCAAGAUUGAAUGAAAUUGGCCCAGUGGUUUUGGCGAAAAAGUC